AUGCCUGAAUACUGCUCAAAAGGCAAAGUCCAGCUCCUGAAAGGUAAUCUUUGUUACGGCUUGUCACUGAAAAGAGCAGAAACACUUGCUGAAGACACCGUAGAAAUGGACACUGCAGGAAAAGUGAUUAAAUGUAAGGCGGCUAUAGCAUGGGAGCUGCACAAACCUGUCACCAUUGAGGAAAUGGAGGUUGCACCCCCAAAAGCUCAUGAAGUCAGAAUAAAGAUUCUGGCAUCUGGAAUUUGCGGCUCAGACCUCAGUGUACUAAAAGAUAAAUUUAGUGGUGUAAAGUUUCCAGUUAUUUUGGGUCAUGAAGCCAUUGGCUUUGUUGAAAGCAUUGGUAAGGGUGUGACUACUGUCAAACCAGGUGAGUCUUGUAUGAGUGUUACUUUUUUCAUGAAUGCCCACGAAAGCAGUUGCACUGAAAACAUAAACUAUCAGCAUAGUACAGUAUUUUCACUGUUUGUAAUAUCAAUUGCAACUGUAAUUUGGAUGGGUCUGAUACCUGCAAGAAAAUACCCAGUUGCAAUAAUUUUUGCUCUUUUUACACUGCCUCCACAUAUAUACUAUAACCCAUGCUGUCUUCUACAUGUUAACAAAUGUAAAAAAAAGUCAUUUCAUGAAUGUAACUUACUUCCUUUAGGUGACAAAGUGAUUCCACUCAUUUUAUCAAAGUGUGGACACUGCAGCGCUUGCAGAGAUCCAAAUUGUAACCUCUGUGAAAAAAAUGACGUUUUUGCCAAAACAGGGCUGAUGUAUGACAAUACGAGCAGAUUCACAUGCAAAGGCAAACAAAUCUAUCAUUUUAUGUGCACAAGCACUUUUACAGAGUACACUGUUGUCCCUGAUAUAUCUGUUGCCAAAGUUGAUCCUGCUGCUCCUGUUGAAGGCUGCCUUAUUGGCUGUGGAUUUGCUACUGGAUAUGGUGCAGCAGUGAACACUGCUAAGGUUACUCCAGGAUCUACAUGUGCUGUAUUUGGUUUAGGAGGUGUGGGAUUUUCAGCGAUUAUUGGCUGCAAAAUCGCUGGAGCAGGUCGGAUUAUUGGGGUUGGUUCACAUAAGGAUAAAUUUCCAAAAGCCAUAGAGUUGGGAGCCACUGAGUGUUUAAGCCCCAAGGAUUAUGACAAACCAAUUCAAGAGGUCAUUAGAGACAUGACUAAUGGCGGAGUGGAUUUUGCCUUUGAAUGUACUGGAUAUGUUGAAACAAUGAAAACGGCAUUUGAAUCAACUUACAUAGGUAGUGGGGUCACCAUGGUGCUUGGAGUAGCAGGACCAGAUGAUAGGCUUUCUUUUCAUCCCGGUGAACUCAUGAUGGGACGUACAAUGAAAGGAUCCCCAUUUGGAGGUUUUAAAAGCAGAGAUGAAGUACCAAUGCUUGUUUCUGAUUAUAUGGCAAAGAAAUUUCACCUUGAUUUCCUGGUGAGCCAAAGAAUGUCAUUGAGAAAAAUGAAUGAAGCAUUUGAAUUGAUGGAAAAUGGGAAAGGGUAGGUAUUGUCUUAUUUAGCAAAAUACAGUGCUAUGACUGUUUUUAUGGAAACGUUUACAUUUAUAUAUUUUCUAUGGAAACACUAAUAUUUAUAUUUGUAGUCUGUAAAAGACUAUUUACAAUUAUAUGUACUCUUUCUAUUUAAUACACAAACGUUUUAAUCACUUUAAAUAUAUAUCCUUAGAAACAGUGCUUGUCAUCAGUUAUAAUUAGUACUCACUAAUGUCACUUGUGGCAUAUGUCUGGUGCAUCAUAAAACAAAAUGAAAAGGUAUUAAAAGUUACCUAAGAGUCCUGUGACCUACAGUAUAUUAUAAUAGAACUUUAUGGCCACGGACCACUGCAGUGAUUUCUAACAUCCUGAUAUUUUAAGACAUCAGAACACGAUUUCCAAUAUAUUGUUCUGGGUAUUAUAGUGGUAUGAUAUUUUUAUACAGUAAGCAUACUUACAUAAAACAGAUAAUUAACCCAGUGUCAAAUUAUAAAUGGUUGAAUACAAAAUAUUGAAUACAAAAAAUAUUACACUAUAGGCCUUAUGUAUGAAUGCAGUGGAAAAUUGCAUUCAUCUAAAGGAAGCCCUGCGAAUAAACUUGCCUUGAGGAGGUAUUACUUCCAGGGCUUCCUUUGUGUGCUAUACACUAUGGUUGCCACCUUUGCUGAUUGCAGAAACUAGACUUAAGGGUGGUGGCAUUUAAGGGCUAAAGCAAAAAAGGGAAAGUUGUGCUCACCACUAAAUUUUAAACCAAUGAGCACAGGUGCAAUGAGGAUAUGACCAUAAAAUUCAUACAGACAAAGACAAAUAGU
This is a messenger RNA of Xenopus laevis (African clawed frog), 2289 nucleotides long. RefSeq names its product NADP-dependent alcohol dehydrogenase. Bases 1 to 1488 code for a protein of 495 amino acids. NCBI's taxonomy places the organism in Eukaryota, Metazoa, Chordata, Amphibia, Anura, Pipidae. The record is from RefSeq and is a predicted model, not a curated record. The transcript has 8 exons.